AUGUCGAGAUCCUUCCUAGUGGACGCCUUGAUCAGUGAUACCAAAGAUACUAACACGGAGAUGAAGAGUGAACAUCUGGCGUACAACUUGGGUAACUUGGACACGCGACCCAAGUUCCUUCCGUACCCUUACCCCGGGAGUAUCAACCUUCUGUCUCUUGGACUACAACAACAACGAGCGCCGGACCUGUUCGCCGGACUUAUUUCACCUCCUCUGUGCGCUACAGUAAUUUUCUAA
This is a messenger RNA of Danaus chrysippus (African queen), 237 nucleotides long. The record is from the annotation of a GenBank genome assembly. Lineage: Eukaryota; Metazoa; Arthropoda; Insecta; Lepidoptera; Nymphalidae.